Messenger RNA from Galeopterus variegatus (Sunda flying lemur), 960 nucleotides. It is a transcript of the gene ATP1B4, whose product is annotated as ATPase, Na+/K+ transporting, beta 4 polypeptide. The record is from RefSeq and is a predicted model, not a curated record. Gene Ontology annotation, cellular component: sodium:potassium-exchanging ATPase complex; nuclear inner membrane. Bases 28 to 960 code for a protein of 310 amino acids. NCBI's taxonomy places the organism in Eukaryota, Metazoa, Chordata, Mammalia, Dermoptera, Cynocephalidae. The transcript has 6 exons. Gene Ontology annotation, biological process: regulation of DNA-templated transcription; potassium ion transport; sodium ion transport.
UGCCGCUUCUUUGCCCACUGAACAGUCAUGAGAAGGCAACUCCGGUCCAGAAGGGCUCUGGCCUUUCCUUAUGGUUAUCGCUACAGACUUGAUGAUCAGGAUGAAGUAAACCAGAACUAUUUAGCAGAUGAAGAGGAGGAAGCAGAAGAAGAGGCUCAGGUGAUGGUGGUGCCCAAUCUGGAGAAGGAGGAAGAGGAGGAAGAGGAAGAAGAGGAGAAAAAGGAGGAGGAAGAGGGGCAGGGUCAGCCAACAGGCAAUGCCUGGUGGAGGAAAUUGCAGAUCAUGAACGAAUACCUGUGGGAUCCGGAGAGAAGGAUGUCUCUGGCCCGAACAGGUCAGAGUUGGAGCCUGAUCUUAGUCAUUUACUUCUUCUUCUAUGCCUCCCUGGCUGCUGUGAUCACUCUCUGCAUGUACACGCUAUUUCUGACCAUCAGUCCUUACAUGCCGACCUUCACUGAGCAGAUGAAGCCUCCUGGAGUUAUGAUCAGACCCUUCGCCCAUAGCCUUAACUUCAACUUCAACGUUUCUGAACCUGACACUUGGCAGCAUUAUGUGAUCAGCCUAAAUGGCUUUCUCCAGGGUUAUAAUGACAGUCUUCAAGAAGAAAUGAAUGUAGAUUGUCCACCGGGUCAGUACUUCAUCCAAGAUGGCGAUGAGGAUGAGGACAAGAAGGCCUGCCAGUUCAAGCGCUCCUCCCUGAAGAACUGCUCUGGUCUGGAGGACCCUACUUUUGGAUACUCUACCGGACAGCCCUGCAUCCUUCUCAAGAUGAACCGGUACUUCAUCCAAGACGGCGAUGAGGAUGAGGACAAGAAGGCCUGCCAGUUCAAGCGCUCCUCCCUGAAGAACUGCUCUGGUCUGGAGGACCCUACUUUUGGAUACUCUACCGGACAGCCCUGCAUCCUUCUCAAGAUGAACCGGGUAUAUUGGCUCUUGUAUCUUGUGGUGAUGAGUGGAUAA